Colletotrichum abscissum is the source of this 420-nucleotide messenger RNA. RefSeq lists its product as uncharacterized. Lineage: Eukaryota; Fungi; Ascomycota; Sordariomycetes; Glomerellales; Glomerellaceae. The coding region runs from base 1 to 420 and encodes 139 amino acids. The transcript has a single exon. The record is from RefSeq and is a predicted model, not a curated record.
AUGAACGGAAACAGCGGCUUGGUCGCCUGUGCCCUCCUGUUCUUUGUAUUCCAGGUUGAAUCUGGGAGGGUGCUGCGCGGGAUGGCGGGCAUAGCCUGGAGCAUCCGAAGCAUGGGUGGGGAACCCGUCAAAGCCGCGCCGCACAUGGGCCGGCCAGCGGCGGCUUAUCGCGGCUCACCGCGGCCAUCACACUCGGCCGGCGCCUUUCCGCUUGCGAUUGGCAUCUCACCUCAACGCUGUACCGCCGACUCUACGCUUUACCGCUGCCAACCUCUCCUUCUACUUCGGGACGCUACUGCCAGGUAUCGAAGCCAUUCUAGGAUGGCGCCCGUCCCGUCACGAAUUGCCUAUGCGCAAGGACUGUGGACAGAGACAGGAUCUAGAGACUACCCCCGCCCGGGAGGGCAGGUUGGCCAGUGA